Molecule: messenger RNA, 1545 nt
Organism: Chanos chanos (milkfish)
Lineage: Eukaryota; Metazoa; Chordata; Actinopteri; Gonorynchiformes; Chanidae
Exons: 7
Coding region: 1-1545 (514 amino acids)
Source: RefSeq, a predicted model, not a curated record
AUGAGUCAGAGGAAGAAGAGACCUAUGGUCUUCAGCUGGCAAAAAUCUUUUGCUGUACUCAACCCGUGGAGGAAAGGGAAAGGAGAUAUGAUGUUGGAGAAUGAAGUUGUGCUGACCAAGAUGAAGCUCUUCCACAACUUCAGUGACAGACUGUUAAAUAUUGAUGACUCUGUGUCAACCAUUUCGAUGACCAUGUCUGAGCAGGAUGCCUCCGAACCUGUGCAAGCGGAAGUGAUUUCAGUCCACAGUGCUCCACCUGAACAAGUCACAGUGCCAAAAACAGACUACCUGUCUACCAUUUUCUCAGACUCUCAGCUUCCCAGGUUAUAUAAAUUUGAAUCUGAGGACUCUGGAGUAGAGUUGCCCAGUGGGGCAAACUCACCAUCCACUCCAACUGGCUCAGAGCAAAGUUUUGUCGUCCACAGUCGUGAGUCCUCCUGUGACUCUGGAAACCCGAACUCUGACACCCCAGCUUCUGAUCCUCUCCUUUUACUCGAAAAGUGUCCAGACACCAUAGAGACUGAACAAACUUGCACCGGUGCACGCGAGAGUGAUGACUUAGAACUGGAAAACAGAACAGAAGCUGAAGAGAGGGCAUAUAUUCAUUUAGCAGACAUCACUGAGGUUUCGGAGGGGGCCGAGGAUGGGACCUUGAGGAACACCACAGAGGAUUGCGAAGGAGGCUUGGAGUGUCCAGAUUCUGGACUGACCACUGCACAGACUGCAGAGACUGCAGAUGAAUCUAAACAGAGCAGUCCAGACUCAAUUGAAGCGUAUGACGGCAACACAGGGGCAGAGUUUCAACAGCAGCCACUGAGGAAAAGUACAACCAGUGACAGCUUAGACGAGUACAUGGAGGAGUGUUGUAGGUUGAGUGAGGUGAAUCAGGCACGGUCGAACCCUCUGGGAUCAGGACUGGGUUACCUGGAACAUAUCUGCCAGCUCAUCGAGAAGAUCGGACAGCUCCAAGAGCACAACCUCAAACUCCAGAAACAGAUCUGCAAUCUACAGAGGGACAGCAGAAUGACCAAGACCAAAGAGGACUUCUUUGUCCAGCACUGUGGCUGUGGAGCAGCCAGCCUGGCCUUUCAGGAGCUGAAACACCAUUCCCGAAGCGAAUUCCACAACCUGACCGCUUCCAACGGCACACUGUCUGACCUGACCACCAUUCCGGAGGUCGCGCGCCUCUCUCUCAGGCCGGCUCGGAGAGAUGGGGAUGGGGUCUACCAGCCAGCUGUGCCCCUGUGGAGAAGAGGGCUAAACAGGCGAAGUUACACAGAGGGCGAGGCCAGGUACCUGAGCGACCGCGCCGAGGUCCUCUCUGCCCCCCACCGACGGCUGAGCGAGAACUACACGUGGGGCAGAGUGAAGGAGCUGGUGAGGAAGACCAGACUAAGGAACCAGAGCAGACUCGGCCUGUGCUCCAGCUCUCUGAAGAGAUCCUGCCCGCAGCUCUACCGCCCUGACGUGGUGGCUGCGGAAGCAUCCAGAAGAGACAGAAAUUCGAUGAUUGCCCUAGGUCAUCAGAAACUGGACUAUCUCUGA